GACAGGAACAGACAAUUGACAUAAUCAACGUGACGUGAAAGUAAUGACAGCAAAUGGUUUGUGUAUACAGUCCCUACUUUUUAGUGAAAAAAUGAAUAUUUAAAAAUAUAUUUGCCCAGAAUUUCUGGUAUUUAUUUACCUAAAUAGUGUCUAUAUGAUAAUCUAAUAGUGUAAUCAGUUAAAAUAUGUGGUGUUGGAUUAACUUAAUUAUUAGUUGUCAAAGGUGAACCGCUACAAAUGGCGUCGGACAUUGAGGCUUCUUGUGAAAAUGAUCCGAAUUUCGCAGUUAUUUGUGCAUUUUUAGAGAAAUUCGGUUCUCAAUGUGGUCUACCAAAUUUAGACUUCCUCGAGUUGCAAGGGAUGCUCGAAAACACAGACGAAGUUCAUCCUGAACUUGUCAAUCUUUUUCUGAAGCUUCUGAGAAGGGUGAAGAAAGCUGUGAAGAAUGAUAAGUGGGAAAAGAACCUAGCGAUGAUAUGUCAUAAUUUCAACAUCCAGGAUGCAUGGGAAAUUGAAAGGUUUGGAUAUAAGAAAGCUAAGCUGACAUCAAAAGUUCGUGUUCUUAAGGAGUUGCUGGAAAUGCAGUUUGAUUAUCAUGUUAAAUUUAAAAAUGACAUCAACAAACUAUCUGCAGACGAAUUGAGAUCACAGCCAUUGGGCAGAGAUAAAGCUGGACAUAACUAUUGGUUUCAAUCUGAUGAUAAUUACCAAAUCAGAGUGUACAAAGAAGAUAUUGAUGAUGAAACCUGGAGUCUAAUAGCAAAAGAUAGAGAGAGUUUGGUGACUCUUAUAUCAAAAUUAAGUGAUGGCGACUAUAAAAUUAGUUCAGAUUCUGCAGUAAAUGAAGAUAGCAACUCAUUGUCAGAAAAACCAAUCAUAGAUACUGGUCAGACUGAUGAGGACUCUACAAAAGUGAAUGGUAAUAAAGAAAGUGUUGAAGAAAAGAAAGAAGACAGCUCUAAGGAGCUUAAGGAACAACAGAAAGAUACUACAAAAGAAGAGCAAAAAGAAACUAAAGAAAUCAAAGAUAAAAGUGAGGUAGAAAAUAAGAACGAUGAUAAGAAAGAAUCCCAAGAAGAUAGUAAAAAAGUUAUUAAAGAUACUGAUACAAAUAAGGAAACAAAAGAGCCUGAAAAAGUUGAAGAAAAAUCUAAACCCCUUUUAAGAAUUAAAAAUCUCAAUGAAUUAUUAGAAGGUGAUGCAAAAAGACCAAGGCUAGAUAAUGAAGAUAUGAGAUUAGGGAUGGAAUGUAAGGUAGUAUUAACACAAGAAGUAAUCGAUCCAGUGGUAAUCGUGAAAGGUGAAGGUUCAGGUGCUGACAAUGAGGCUUUUCUUUCUCCAAUAGUAGGAGAGGAAAUAGAAGAAGAGGUUGUUUAUUUUUAUGGUGAAAGUAACGGAGCUGACUGUGAGACUGGUAAUGAUGAAAUAGUAGUGGAAAAAAGCAAUGAUAGUAAAACUGAUGACAGUAUUAAAUCUAAUUUAGUUAUAAAUAAAGACAAUAUAGAAAUACAUAAAGAAGUUCCUUGUAAAUUGGAUGAUGUAGGAAUAAAUAGUAAGACUGACAAUAAUAGUACUAAUGAUUCUGUAAAUUCUGAAGAUAACGCAUCAAAUGAUGAAGCAGCUAAAUCACCGAAAGAAAAUUCUAAGAAAAGUUCUUUCUUUUUUGGUUCACCUGCAAAAAACACCAUUUCUCAAUCCUUAACUGUAGGAUUUGGGACGAAUUGCCAAGAAAAAGAGAAAAAUUGUACUAAUGUAGAGGAAAACAUAAAAAACGAAGAGGUUAAGAAGGAAAAAUUUGAAAUAAAUCAUAACAAAAAUGAAGAUAGCAAAAUAUCAGAUAAAGAAGAAGAAAUAAAUGUAAAUACGGAAAAUGAUAACAAUUCAGUACCUGUUAAAGAGGAACUUUGUGUAAAGAAAGUAGCUUACAUCUGUGGAAAAGAUGAAAAAGAUGACGAAGAAGAAAAAAAUAAAAAAGAGAAUACAGACAAUAAGCAAACUGAAAAAGAAGAAAUAUCUAAACCCGUGAAAGUUUCUAAAUUAGUAAAGGACCAAUCUUCUAAAAAGGAAGAUAGUCCUGUUGAUAAUAAUAAUGAAAAUAAAAACCCAGAAAAAAAAGAGGUUGAUAAAGAAGAUGAAGUACCUCCAUCAGAAAAAGUUGAGGAAUUACCAAAAAAGUCUUUGCGAUCAGUGAGAAGUAAAAAGGUAGCAAAUGCUACAAAUGAGAGUUAUGAGUCACAACCAGAGCCUUCUGUAGUAAAGGAUGUUUCCACUGAAGUAGUAUAUAUAAAAGGAAGGAGAACUAGGCAAAAGAAAAAAGAAAAUGAAGUAACACCUGCCGUUAAUAAAAAACCCAAACUAACCAAAGAAAAUAAUGGGACAGACUCGGAUGUUGAUACCACUCAUAAAAAGGGAAAAAAUACAAGAAGCGUAGCCAGUACAAACUCUUCUCGGGUAUCAUCGCCAAUAUCUGUAGCUGAUUCUAUUAUUACAAUGCCGGAUUCAAUAGACAGUACAGAGAUACCGGUUGCAACUAAAGAUCCCCUCGCUGCGUCAGAAGAUGAAUCCAAUGUUGUGCCCGCAAAACCAGUGAAUUUGCAGUCUUUUUCUCUUGACUACAACGAUUCCUCUACUCCGCCGCCUAUUCCUGUCAUUCCAUCAACGCGGACAUUACGAGGGAAACGGAGGAGGGAUGAUAGUCCAAAAGAAAAAGAAGUUCCAGCUAAAGGUGGCAAGAGGAUGAAAGUAAAGGGAAAGAGACAGGUCGAUAUAGAAUUAAGAAAAAGCAUUGAACAGAAAAAAGAGCAGCAAAUAAGUAGUAGCGAUGAAGUCAUAGAAAUAUCAGAGAAUGAACUUAAAAGCAAAAAAUCCGCGUCAAAGAAGAAAAAACCGGCUCCAAAAAGUAAAAAACCUCCAACAAUUACCAUCACUGAUGAUGAUUCUACAAGUACUCCAACUCCUGCGCCUGCGCCCAAACCUGUCAAAGUAAAAGUGGUUACACCAAGGAAACCGAUAAAUAGGCAUCCAGAAAAUAAAAAUAAGCGAGUAUUGGCAGGUCUUGAUAUAUCUAGCGAGAGUCUGAAUCUAGCAUCGAAUGUAAGGCAAUCUAGAAGAUUGGCUCAAAUAAAAAUUAAAGAACAAGUUGAGCCCAAGAAACCGGAACCGAAGUUCAAAGAGGAUAAAUUCAAAAGCAAAAAGAAGGGAGACAAGAAGUUACCGGAACCUGUCGUAGUAGAAACCAAAAAGAAGAAAAAGAAUAAAGAACAGAUUAAAGAAGUAAUUCCCGUACCUGAACCCGUCGAAGAAUCGACCAAGAAGAAGAGACGUAAAGGCAAGAAAGCGCCUAACUUCGACGAACAUCGUCCAUGGCUGUCAAGCAGCGGGUCAAGUGAGGAGGAACAUGAAGAGCUCGAAGAGGAAGAAGAAGUUAUUGAGGAAGACGAACCUCCUCUAGAUUUUAAGUCUGAUCACGAGUUUUCGCCAGAAAGUGAUCUCGAAACUGCUGAUGGAUACCAACCACCCAAGAGGGCUAGAACUGCCAGGAAAAAAGUAGAAGUCGAUUCUGAUGCACGGGAGGAAGAAGAAGACUUUCCAUGUCAGAAGUGCGGCAAAUCUGAUCAUCCGGAAAUGGUAUUGCUCUGUGAUAAAUGUGAUAACGGUUGGCACUGUUCAUGUCUUCGCCCACCUCUAUUAAGCAUUCCCGAAGGUGAUUGGUUUUGUCCGCCUUGUCAACAUCUAAAACUUGUUGAGAAUCUUCACGCCAAACUAGUAGAAUAUGACAAAAAGCUUACCAAAAAGGAAGUAGAAGAUAGACGAAAAGAACGUCUCGCCUACGUCGGCAUUAGUCUUAACAACGUACUACCCGCUAAAGAAAAAGAACACCGCAAAAAGAGACGAAGGCAUUCCUACGAUGGUACUCCGAGUAGUAGCGAACAAUCAGAAUCAUCAGAGUCAGAAGAGAGUGAUAGUAGCGAUAGUGAUGAACCGAUAUACCAGCUUAGGCAACGUAGACAAGCGAAGAGUUAUAAGUUUAAUGAAUAUGAUGAGCUUAUCAAAUCUGCGAUACAGGAUGAAAUUGAGGAGAAGGCGCACGAUAAAGCUACGCAAAGCCGCGGUAAAGAUAUCGCUACUAUAGUGAGAGCCGAAGAAGAGGAAAGAAAAGAGAGAGAACUUGCCGAAAAGGAAAAGACCCCUGAAGAAGUACCUGAAGAAAAGAAAGAGGGCGAAGAAAAAAAAGAUGAAGACAACGAGGACAAGAAUAAGAGUGACUCUGAUAAUGAAGUGAUUAAACCUGUGGUGAAAAGAAGGAAGAAGAGACGCACUUUGAAGAACCUGGAAUUUAGCAGUGAAGAUGAUGACGAGAAAGAUGAAGAUUUCAAGGGAUCGAGCUCUGUCAGUUCUGAAGAAGAACAAGAAGAUAGUGAUGAUAGUGAAGAUUAUGCGGUUGGUCGAAAAGGAAAGUCUUUACGUCCAGUUCGAAGGUCAACCAGAGCCAGAGUCUCACGCUUUGACUCAGAUUUUAUUAAUGAUGACGACGAUGAUAUUCCUAAGAAGAAAAAGAAAAAAGUCAAGUAUUUUGGAGAGACGGAGUCGAAUUCAGAAUCUGACGGCACGUGGGGCAGAAAAAAGAAAAAACCAGGCAGAAAAAAGAAAAAGAAGGACAGUAUACUUGACGAAUUAUCUGAUCUAGAAAUUAAGGUGAAUAAAAAGCGACCAAAGAUUAAAUAUGGUGGUUUAACAUCUAGUGACGAUGAUUUUGGAAGAGGGCGUAGGACUAGAGGAAAGAGAACUACCUAUAUUGACACAUUAGGAUCAGAUAGUGAAGAUGAAAGGCGUAGACGUGACAGACUUGGUCUAGUCAGUGACGACUACGACGAUGAAGACUUCGUAGCCAACGACGACGACGAAGAAAAGGAUAGCAUUCACAGCAAAGAGAGUGAAGUAGAAAAUGACAACGAAGAUGAAGAGAAAAAUGAGACUGAAAGAAAAGCUUUUGUACCUAAGAUUUAUAUUAAGAAACCACCUACAACAACUACAACAGCACCCGCCCCUGCUGCUUCUAAAGAACCCGAGAAACCAAAUCUAGCAAAGGAAAUUUCUAAAGAAAAAACAGAUGAAACUCUGGAUAAUAAAAUAGAAGAAAAGAAAGUAGAAAUUAAACAAGUUGCAGAAAAGGCGGCCGAAGAUAAACCGGAGAAAGCUGCAGUAAUUGAGAAGUUGAAAGAAACUUUGGAAGCGAAAGUCAUUCCUGUUCCAGUCUCUGCUCCUGUUCCAGUCUGUGCUCCUGUUCCAAUCCCUGCUUCUGUUCCAGUUUCUGCCCCUGUUCCAGUUUCUGCUCCUGUUCCAGUUUCUGCUCCAGUUACAGUUUCUGCUCCUGUUCCAGUUUCUGCUCCUGUUCCAGUUUCUGCUCCUGUUCCUAUUUCUGCUCCUGUUGCUAAAGAUUCUGAAAGCGAAGUGGAAUGUAAUAAACAAGAGAACAAAGCAGUAUCGAAUGCCAUAAAAGAAAGAAACGGUAACGGGGUUACAACAGAGGAAACUAAAAAAAAGAUUACGGAACACAUAGACAAGGUGAAAGAUUUAGUCAAAAAUUUAACACAAAUAGAAGUCGAAAAGAAGAAAAGAAAAUCCAUCGACGGUGAAUCGGAAGAGGUCAAUGACGUACAAGGAAAGAGGCAGCAAGUUUCCAAUAUUAGUCACGAACCAAUUGUCUCAAACUUUAGUGUAAUCAAUAAUGACGAUGAUAACGAAGAACUCUCGGAACCGCCUAUGAAUAUAAGUAUACCCUUCUUGGACGCGUUAAGUCAAAAAGAGGGAGAGGAGACUCCUAAAAAGAAACGAGGACGUCCAGUUAAACCUAAAAAGUCUUUAGAAGAAGCUAUAAUCAAUUUAGGAAAUAAGAAAACCUCUUCUGAACCAGAAUGUAAUAUCGAGAUAGCAGCUCCGCCUCAGCCAUUCUCACAAAGCGCCCCGACGCCGUCUGUGAUAACCAGAAUGUUACAAACUAAACCUGGUCAAACAACGACCUAUCCCAUAGGUUCCAUAAGGCCUAAACAGUUUGCUACCAUGCUGGACGAUGACGACGACGAGGAUGACAACGCUUUAAGUAAACCUAAAGACGAAUCACCGGCAAUGGCACAUACUGGAGGACCUCCGCCGGGAAGUUUUCCUCCAGGUGGACCAAGAGUACCAUUGGGCUUGCCAUUCAGACUAAGUUACCCUCAAAAUAUGAACCACUAUCCACAUGGAAUGAUUCCACCGCAUCAGAUACGGGGGCCACCUCAUACUUCAGGUGGUGGUGAAGAAUCCGGCGAAUUCGGUGGUUUAGUUUCUUAUUUCUCAAGCCAAAGGGACGAAGAUUUAGAAUCAUAGUUCGUAGUUGGAAGAAGUAACGAAGCCAUUAUUUUGACUGUAACUGUAAGUCUGUUAUAGGACAAAAAACCUCAACUGAAUAUUUUGGAUGAGCAAAGCUAAUGACCAAAUUUAUUUUUGGUUAAUCCUUAAAAUUAAAGGAAUAGUGAAUGUAUUUUAAUUUUUUAACAAAUACAAGUUAGAUAAAAUUGUGUAAAGACAUAUUAAUGCAAAAACAAUUAAUUUGUUAAUUAAUUAUUUAAAAUUUAUUAUUUUUCUGAUUGUGACAAGAGACUUAUCAGUCGGUUGGUUGUGAUACCGUAAAAAAGUUAUAAAAAAAGUGUUAAGGUCGUAAAAAGAGAAUAAUAUCAUUUUAAAUUGUAAACAAUAAGUGGAUUAGUAUUCCAGAGUGGUGGUCUAACCGCACUAUUCUGUGUGAUUAUCGAGAUAUGUAAUAAAAACAGAAGUUUCCAUAUCAACUCUGUUGUUCUAUAUUAUAUAUUGGAUACAAGUCUAGAAUGACACUUAUUCUGUUUGACCCCCCAAACUAUAGAGAGAGUUAAAAC
Messenger RNA from Diabrotica balteata, 6911 nucleotides. The record is from the annotation of a GenBank genome assembly. Lineage: Eukaryota; Metazoa; Arthropoda; Insecta; Coleoptera; Chrysomelidae.